UAUAGUGAGUGUAGAGGAACCAAGGCAGAGUUAAUUAGUAGUUAUAAUUUGAUGAUGAUUGGUCUUUUCAUUGCUCCAUUCGCAAUUGUUGUUGCAUUAUUUGCAAUCGGCUAUAUAGGUUUUGUUUACCUCUUCACGCAAUCGCAAAAUCGUAAAUUGGCAGCUCUUGCAGCAUCAGAAAAUAAUCUAAUUGCAGGUAUAUCAGCAUCAGAAAAUCGUCUAAUUGCAGGUAUAGCAGCAUCAGAAAAUCGUCAAAUGGCAGCCUUAAACCAAAUUCUUUUUGAAUUGCGAGGCCGUGCUCGUCCUAACGGGAAUGCUUAUAGUUUACAGGGUUUUUUUAAAUCGCCAAUUGACAUUUGUCGUGGAGAUACUGCAUAUAAUGGAAUAUUGCCAAACGCACGGUUAAUUGUAAACUACGGAGGAUUUACUGCUCUGAUGGAAAACAUUCAAAAUGUUGGAUUGUCAGUCAGAUGGACAAACCCAAGUGUGACGAAUUUUCCUUAUAUAAUCUGUAAUGACAAAAAAUUCCGACUUCAACAAUUAUUUAUAAAUUGGGGAAAUGGUAAAGAAGAUGGAAGUUUGCACAAAAUCGGAGGAAAGGGAUUUGCUGGUGAACUAAAUUUUCUGCAUAGAAAUGUUCUAUUUGGUGAUAUGUCUGAUGCUCUGAGAUCUCCAGAUGGGGCGCUUUUUAUUGCAGUUUUUUUAAUAGAAGCGAAGCAGGACAACGAAAAUCUCACUCCAUUAAUUGAUGCUCUUUAUCAUGUUAAAUAUGCUGGCACUGAAUUUUUACUCCCACAAUUUGAUGCUUCUCAACUUCUUCCAAUUCGUGAUAAACGGUUUUGGCUUUAUUCUGGUUCUGAAAUUGUCGCACCGUAUCGUGAAACGGUCAACUGGCUCGUUUGUUAUUCAAAAAUCCCAAUUUCUUCAAAACAAUUAGCUAGACUCCGAGAACUUCGCAAAGGUCCAAGAGGAGAUGUUUCGAAUGCGCCUUUAAUGUACCCUCGUCCGCUGCAUUUAUUGAAUAAUAGGACUAUACAAUCCUCUUUUGUUUGGCCUGAUGAAUGAAUUGAGACGUUUGGAGAUUUUUAUAUAUAGAAAACUUGUAGUGAUUUUUGAAAAAAUAACGGGUAUUGAUAUACCUAUUUAAAAUCUCAUUUUUUUGACUGC
This is a messenger RNA of Meloidogyne enterolobii, 1167 nucleotides long. Lineage: Eukaryota; Metazoa; Nematoda; Chromadorea; Rhabditida; Meloidogynidae. The record is from the annotation of a GenBank genome assembly.